This is a messenger RNA of Seminavis robusta, 1276 nucleotides long. The record is from the annotation of a GenBank genome assembly. Lineage: Eukaryota; Bacillariophyta; Bacillariophyceae; Naviculales; Naviculaceae.
AACAACGAAGAAAACGGAGCGACAGCAGAUACUGGAUAGAGAGGAAGAAGAGUGCUAGCUAGAUAGCAAUAGUAGCACACGGCACCAUGAGAAGAUCUAUUAGAAAUAGGAAGAGCAGUAGAGGAUCAGGUUGUUUGGUCACUCGAAUUGCCGUCAUCGGAGUCUGCGUCUUGACUUUGGCUGUCGAAGGCGCAUGUUCCUUCAUGACACACCCUCGACGCAUCACACAGACCAACGGAAUGAGGCGAAUGCCCUUGUCCACUACCACCACGAGUCCUCGCAAUGACAAUCCAUUGUUUCCAGUCCACAAUCUGCGCGGAGGUUCCUCCUUGAAUCUCUCACCAAUGUUUGACAAUGGUCCUUUUUGGAAAUUCAAUCAAAUCAUUAUCGCUACCAACCUGCUGGGUUUUGUCAUUAGCGUUGUUUCGGGAGGAUCCCAUUUGCAUCUCGAUCUCUUGGGGACCGGUGCCUUUGCCCUGGCGGCCCUGCCCACUGGAUUGGCAUCGCAGAUUCCCCGUGUGCAGCUGUCGGCUGGAUUUGUAUCACUUUGGGGGACCAAAUUGGCAUCGUUUCUCUUUUGGCGUGCGCUUCAACUCAAGCAUGAUGCCAGGCUCGAAUCAACCUUGUCAACGGUCAGUGGUACGGCGGUCUUUUGGUUCAUUUCUGUCCUGUGGGGCAUCAUUUGUUCCUUACCACACUCUAUGGGAGCUACGUCGUCCCUCAAUACACCGAUUCUAGCGAGUCCCUGUGGCAUCGCCGGAGCAGCACUCUUUGUGAUGGGAAUACUGACGGAAACCACCGCGGAUUAUCAGAAAUGGAUGUUUAAAAAGAACCAUCCAGGGCAGUUUUGCAAUGUUGGUCUUUGGUCUAUAUCUCAACAUCCAAACUUUUUGGGAAACAUGAUGCUCUGGAGUGGAAUUUUCUUACUCAAUGCACCCGCAUUGAUUGAUCCCCCACCCGAGGCGACGACCAACAUUUUUCAGCACCUGUGGAGAUUCAAGCGCUUGGCCGUGGCAGCCUUGUCGCCACUCUUUCUGUACACCUUAUUCACUGGCCAAGCCCAAGGAAGUAUUACCAAUACCAAGGAACUAGUCAUGCAACGAUAUGGCAAUGACCCAAACUUCCUGGCGUACACAAAGAGUGUUCCUCUGAUCUUUCCCAAUCCACUCAAGUUCUUCCAGGGUCAGUGAUAGGAAGAAGGCUAGUAGUAGUAGUAGUAGUAGAAACAGUAGCCAGAGUGAAACUAGGAACUUGGAACGAACAAGACAUAUGGCGU